Molecule: messenger RNA, 989 nt
Organism: Callorhinchus milii (elephant shark)
Lineage: Eukaryota; Metazoa; Chordata; Chondrichthyes; Chimaeriformes; Callorhinchidae
Product: proteasome subunit beta type-8
Exons: 6
Coding region: 31-840 (269 amino acids)
Cellular component (GO): proteasome core complex
Molecular function (GO): threonine-type endopeptidase activity
Source: RefSeq, a predicted model, not a curated record
GAUUAAAUCUUUCCGCUGUUUCAGGGUAAUAUGGCGCUGCCGUCUGUGUGCGUGUCCCGAGCCUGGGCUCCGGGGGGUGACCUGUGGGGGGCAGAGGGGUCGGGGGAGGGGACUGGAGGGGCCGCGGCUCUGAGCAGUGGAUGGGCAGUACCCGCGGGACUGGAUCCGGUGGAGUUUGUAAAGCCGUACACAGAGGGCGAGUCUGGGGUCCAGAUCAGAUUACACCAUGGGACCACCACCAUGGCAUUCAAAUUCCAACAUGGGGUCAUCGUGGCCGUGGACUCCAGAGCCUCAGCGGGAUCCUAUAUAGAUACCCAGACUUUCAAUAAGGUGAUCGAAAUUAACCCCUAUUUACUGGGCACCAUGUCAGGCAGUGCAGCGGACUGUGUGUACUGGGAACGCAAGUUAGCCAUGCAUUGCAGGAUUUACCGGCUGCGGAACAAGCAGCGAAUCUCGGUUUGUGCAGCCUCCAAACUGCUGGCCAACAUGGUGUCUGAGUACAGAGGAAUGGGCCUCUCCAUGGGCACCAUGGUCUGUGGCUGGGACAAGAAGGGCCCUCAACUGUACUACGUGGGUGAUUCAGGUAUGAGACUCUCUGGGGAAAGGUUCUGCACAGGGUCGGGCAGCACCUACGCCUAUGGUGUUCUGGACAGUGGACACAGACAGGACAUGGAGGUGGAGGAGGCCUAUCAGUUGGCACAGAGAGCGAUCUACCAUGCCACGCACCGCGAUGCCUACUCUGGGGGCAAAGUGAACAUGUAUCACAUGCGAGAGGACGGCUGGAUUAAAGUUUCGCAGGAGGAUGUGGGUGAUCUUCACUACAAGUACGCAGCGGAGUGAGAGAAGGAGCCGGGGGUCACUCAGUCAGACCCCCUCCAGUGGGGCUCUGUGAGGUUGAAGUAUCAUCACUGACCCACUGAUUUGCAAUGAAGUGGACCUGGUUAUGGCGUCCGCCUGUCUCAACUGAUUAAAGCUUUGUUUCAAACACA